GAAUUUCAAUAUGACUAGAAGCAUCCGGCUUUGGGUCAGAUUAGAAUUCGAGACAAAAAAGCGUUUCAUUAAUGUUGUACUAAAUACAACUUGUACGAUUUCCAUAGCAUAUGCCCACUGAGGAGGAAUAGAAAUAUAAACGAUUUAUUUUCCCAGUCAUAAUGUAAACUCAAACCUUCCAAAUCCUUAAAGAUAUUUUUGUUUGCUCAGCGACGCCAGCCAUGCUUGCAAUGUUUAGGAAAGACAACUCUUAAUCAUUCUCUGAUUCACCUUUUUAACGCGAUGAGCGGUCUGAAAUCACUGACGGUGCUGGUCGUUGUGGUGGCUAUUCUAGUGUAUCUUUAUAAAACCUUCAUCCAAAAACCACUUCCGGUUCUGUUUGAUGGAAGAUUUCAUCCAGAUUUUCAGGAAGUUGCAGAUAUCUACAAAGAGAAUCUGAGGAAUGGAGAAGAAGUGGGGUCCUCUUUCGCCGCUCAUUACGAGGGAGAGCCACUAGUGGACAUCUGGGGAGGAUAUGCUGAUGUGGACACAAGACGACCCUGGACAAAGGACACACUGUCCAUCAUAUUCUCCGCCACUAAAGGAGUGACGGCGAUACUGGCAGCACUGUUUGUGGACAGAGGCUGGCUGGAUUACAGUAAGCCCGUUGCCCACUACUGGCCGAAGUUCGGACAAAAUGGGAAGGACAACAUUACAGUGGCCCUCCUUCUAAGUCACCAGGGAGGCCUUUCAAUUACCAAUGGAACAAUACCUAUGGAGUGGAUUAAUGAGAAACCAGAAAAAGUUUGGGAGUUUCUGGAGAAACAGAAACCAUACUGGCCGCCAGGUACUGGCUACUCGUACCAUGGCAUAACAUUCGGGUUGUUCGUGGACGCUUUGCUUACAAAGGCGGAUCCCAAACACAGAAGAGUGGACAAAAUAUUUAAAGAAGAAAUAGGCGAUAAAUUUGGUAUUGAGUUGUACAACGGUAUUCCGAACUCCCUCUUUCACAGAGUCGCGAGACACGAGUCCCACCCAUUACACGUGUCUCUGUGGAAAAUGAUAUCCAAUCUAGACACGGACGCACUAACCAUGAUGUAUGCUCUGGCUUCCAGCAAUUCUGUUUUGGCGAAAAUGGGGGCUUCUGGAACAGAUAAACUUCCUUCGGACCUAUCACUGAACACACCUGAAUACAAUAAAAUCCCCCAGUCUUCAUAUAACGGACACAGCAACGCCAGAAACCUUGCGAAGCUGUAUGGAAUUAUCGCCAAUGGCGGGAAAACAAAGGAGGGGGUUCUACUGACAGAAAAGACCAUAGAAAUGCUGAAACAACCCCUAACUAGCGGAACUAGCCUGGAUGGGGUGAUAAACGUCAAUUUUGGUUAUGGAGUAGGAGUCAUCAAAGACGAAAAGGGGAAUGCGGUAUUUGGUCAUGAUGGUGCUGGAGGUCAGACCGCAUUCGCCGACACGGCCCGGAAGUCCGGCUUUGGUUACGUCACAGCUCGUCUGAAGAAUAUGUCAGUCAAACGUGACAAACAGUUUCAACAGUAUUUAGCCGCUUAUUAUCGCUGUCUGGAGAAGUACUUACAGAAGAGGCAGAAAACCUAACAAAAGCCCAUACUUAGAUUAUUCAAAUUCAUAUUGAGUCAUGGAUUUUUAAGCCUUAAAUGUUGGACUAGUGUACGUGUAGUUGUAUUGUACAUGUAACUAAUCGAAUACUGGCAAACCUCGUGAAAUACGAGAAAAGGCGAGGACUACGUUAUCCACCCAUUCUAUUAAUUCAAAAUCUGUAUCAGAAUUUUCAUUUUUAUUUCAACAGCAUGCCGGUAAUCAAAAUGUCUUCGUAUAACUUUACAAUGUCAUAUAAAUCAAAAACGGGAAGGAAAUAAAAUUAAAGUAGAAUUACAAAGUGGCGCGACAACGAAGAACACUGCGCAUGUGGCAAAAGACGUAAUGGAUACUUACGAUGAACUGAUCAUUCAAUAAGAAGACAUGUAUUGUUAUGCUGUUCUGUAAUUACUUCACCUGUUAUUAUUAAUAAUGAGUCAAAGGUGAAUUAAAUAAAUUAAAUAUUUUAA
This is a messenger RNA of Ostrea edulis (European flat oyster), 2057 nucleotides long. Its product is annotated as beta-lactamase domain-containing protein 2-like. The coding region runs from base 283 to 1587 and encodes 434 amino acids. The record is from RefSeq and is a predicted model, not a curated record. NCBI's taxonomy places the organism in Eukaryota, Metazoa, Mollusca, Bivalvia, Ostreida, Ostreidae. The transcript is spliced from 8 exons.